This is a messenger RNA of Bufo gargarizans (Asiatic toad), 1153 nucleotides long. It is a transcript of the gene HOXA6, whose product is annotated as homeobox A6. Gene Ontology annotation, biological process: anterior/posterior pattern specification; regulation of transcription by RNA polymerase II. Gene Ontology annotation, cellular component: nucleus. The record is from RefSeq and is a predicted model, not a curated record. NCBI's taxonomy places the organism in Eukaryota, Metazoa, Chordata, Amphibia, Anura, Bufonidae. Gene Ontology annotation, molecular function: RNA polymerase II cis-regulatory region sequence-specific DNA binding; DNA-binding transcription factor activity, RNA polymerase II-specific. Bases 428 to 1141 code for a protein of 237 amino acids. The transcript is spliced from 2 exons.
UGAAUAAUGAUAUAUUAUUACUGUUAUUGAUUAUUAUUUUUAUUAUUAUUACUGUUAUUAUGGGUUUGAUGGUUUUGCCUUCUGGAAUACACUCCUUCAUUAUUAGUGUAAUUGUGGGUAGUAUAUUGGGUGUUGGAGACACUGCUUUGACACUCCUCACCCUGGUGUAAUAUGAAGUCUAUAUAUUUAUGUUGCAUAUGUGCCUGGGAUGGGAAGCGGAGGGCUGUUUGGAAGUUUGCAGUCCCCAUCCCAGGGGAGCACCAUGAUAACUCUCUCCUAUUGGCCAGUGAAUGAUCAGCUGCUUAUAUUUGCCUGUGUCGCUUUUGGCUCCUGGCCAUCCAGAAACAAACCAGUUCGAUGACUACUAAUAGUUAUAGCUGGAUGUACUAAUACACAACAAAUCACAGGACUAGAGAGUGCAGAGCCAAUGAGUUCUUACUUUGUGAAUAGCACUUUUGCUGGGAGCCUGCCCAAUGGCCAGGACUCAUUUGUGGGUCAGAUUCCUCUCUAUUCCUCUGGCUAUGAUGCUCUAAGGCAUUUUCCAGGUUCUUAUGGGACAAGUCCUCUUCAGGAGAAGUCUUAUUCCUCGCCCUGUUUUUACCAGCAAUCUAACACAGUCAUUGCCUGCAACCGAAACUCUUAUGACUAUGGGACAUCGUGCUUUUAUCCCGACAAGGACAGCACCAGCAGCCCCAGCACCUACCCAGCCAACAAGAGGGUCCAUGCUGGGGAAUACCUCCAAUAUACCGCUGACCAGCAGUACAAGAGCACCAAUAUCCAGAGCAAAUUAUUCAAUGAAGACUCAACUGACCGGAAGUAUAGCAGCCCUGUGUACCCCUGGAUGCAGAGAGCCAACUCCUGUACUACUGGUACAGUGUAUGGGACCCACAGCAGGAGGGGGAGACAGACAUACACCAGGUACCAGACCCUAGAACUGGAGAAAGAAUUCCAUUUCAACAGAUACCUGACCAGGAGGAGAAGGAUUGAAAUAGCAAACGCCUUGUGCCUAACAGAACGACAAAUUAAAAUAUGGUUCCAGAACAGAAGGAUGAAAUGGAAGAAAGAAAGUAAGAUCAUGAAUUCCUCACAGCCCAGCAGUGACCCAGCAGAGGACAAGCAAGUCACUGACAGCAACACUUAGUCAGAAGGCCUC